ACGUGCAACACAGCGGAACGUGAGUGGUCAAAGGAAAGAGAGAAAGUACGGCGGAGAUCUACAUUUGAAGGAAACCAGCUCAGACAUGUCAGGCCGCGGAUGAUGUCCAAGCACCCUCAACCCGAGAGCUCCAGUUUUUUUUCUCUUCGCCAGAACGCUCGCCUACCGGUGGACACGCGAGCACUUGCCAGCUUGAGCUGCCCAAAGCGUCUGUCUGGUGGGCCGAACAAGCGCCAAACAUCGAAAGAUUCGGGGCAUCAGAGCGACCGUGGGGCAAUCGCGUUGAAUUCUAACGACAAAGUCCAAAUCCAACUUCUGAAUCGAAGCCGGCCUUGCAGCACCGCCAAAUCCCGACACGCUCUUUUCCAUCCAUCAGACCUCGUUUCCGAACGCGUUUUUCGAGAAGGAUUAUGA
Messenger RNA from Aureobasidium namibiae CBS 147.97, 414 nucleotides. RefSeq lists its product as uncharacterized. The transcript has a single exon. The annotation marks the transcript as partial. NCBI's taxonomy places the organism in Eukaryota, Fungi, Ascomycota, Dothideomycetes, Dothideales, Saccotheciaceae. The record is from RefSeq and is a predicted model, not a curated record.